This is a messenger RNA of Dalotia coriaria, 1214 nucleotides long. Its product is annotated as geranylgeranyl transferase type-2 subunit alpha-like. Gene Ontology annotation, biological process: protein geranylgeranylation. Gene Ontology annotation, cellular component: cytoplasm; Rab-protein geranylgeranyltransferase complex. The record is from RefSeq and is a predicted model, not a curated record. Gene Ontology annotation, molecular function: Rab geranylgeranyltransferase activity. NCBI's taxonomy places the organism in Eukaryota, Metazoa, Arthropoda, Insecta, Coleoptera, Staphylinidae.
UGUGUGCAUAAGAUGUUGCCUAGAUCUGUUUAUACAUUCCACAUCUACGUGUGUUCUUAUUAUAAAACUUCAUUACUUCAUUUAAUAGUUGUGUUAAAAUAGUUAAUUUUAAUAUACGCUAUCAUUGAAAAAGUUUUCUUUUGAAUAUUUGUUUUUUUAACGCUUCGUAAUAGUUGCAACUGGGAGAAUUUGUCAAAAAUGCACGGAAGAUUGAAAGUGCGUACAAGUGAGGAGCAACAGCUUAUCAAAGAAAAGCAACAAAAGCAGAAAUUAUUAGCCUAUAGGCAUGGAAUGUUACUCAUUCAAUCCAAAAGGCAUGAAAAGCCUUAUGACAAAGAGAGUUUUGCCAUCUGUGCUGGAAUUCUGGAGAAAAAUCCUGAUGUUUAUACAUUGUGGAACUAUAGAAAAGAAGUAAUGCUAACACUGAUUGAUGAUUUGUAAGCAGAGGGUUUGAUUAAAUUAAUGCAGCAAGAACUUGAUUUGACCGAGAGGUGUUUACUCGCCAAUCCGAAAUCAUAUGGUGCGUGGCAUCAUCGUUUCUGGAUUUUACAGCAUCAUCCCAAAGCAGAUUGGCAACAAGAGCUGAAGCUGGUGGAGAAGUAUUUAAAGUACGAUGAACGAAACUUUCACUCUUGGGAUUAUCGAAGAUUACUCCAAAAACUCGGAUACAAAAUUGACGCCGAACUGGAAUUCUCUACUGAUAAGAUAAACGCGAAUUUCUCGAAUUAUUCUUCAUGGCAUUAUCGAAGCACGCUGAAAGAAUUAAACGCCGAGACAUUAGAGGAUGAAUUACGCUUGGUGCAGAACGCUGUUUUUACGGAUCCGUACGAUAGCAGCACGUGGUUUUACCUGCGUUGGGUUUUAAGUAACCGGGCGGUUUCCGAGAAACAUCGCGAAGCUUUGCUAAGCGAUUUCGAGCAAUUGCUGGAAUUGGAGCCUAAUUGCAAGUGGGUUUACAUGGCGAAGUGUUGGAUCGCAGGUAGUCUCUCAUUGUCUAACAAAGAUGCAAUAAAGAAAAACUUAGACGUUUACCGUAAACUGAUGGAAUUAGAUCCGAUGCGGAAAGGUAUGUAUGCGGAUUAUAUUAAAAUAGGCGAGGAAGGUGAUCAAGAAUAGAAUUUAUGGCAGUUUUGUUAUAACAAGUUUUUGCCUAACGAUUAUUUUUGCUGUCUUCUAGUUUUUAUCAAGUGAUUUAUGUAUUGGGUAAUAAUUUU